This is a messenger RNA of Vicia villosa (hairy vetch), 953 nucleotides long. Its product is annotated as protein LATERAL ORGAN BOUNDARIES-like. The transcript is spliced from 2 exons. The record is from RefSeq and is a predicted model, not a curated record. Bases 233 to 766 code for a protein of 177 amino acids. NCBI's taxonomy places the organism in Eukaryota, Viridiplantae, Streptophyta, Magnoliopsida, Fabales, Fabaceae.
CAUCCACUCAAUGCUGUUUCUGUUUUCCCUUCUACUAGCUAUCACCUUUUUCCACUAACUUAUAUCACCUUUCACAUCUCUAUCUCUAUCUCUCUAUGCCUCUCACUAUCACUCACUCAUCUUAAUUUCCUCUCUUUCAAUUAGGGUUUCUUCUCUUAGCUUAGACUACUUUCUCUCUUGGAGAGAAAAAAAAGGAGUUCUGAAGGAUAAAAGUGAAUAUAAGUUAAGAAAAAUGGCAUCAUCAUCCAGCUCAUACAAUUCACCUUGUGCCGCCUGCAAAUUUUUGAGGAGAAAAUGCAUGCCAGGAUGCAUUUUUGCACCUUACUUUCCACCAGAAGAGCCACAAAAAUUUGCAAACGUGCACAAAAUAUUUGGUGCUAGCAAUGUCACAAAGCUUCUCAACGAACUCCUUCCACACCAAAGAGAGGAUGCAGUGAACUCACUUGCCUACGAAGCCGAAGCACGAGUGAGGGAUCCAGUUUAUGGCUGUGUAGGUGCUAUUUCUUUUCUUCAAAGACAGGUUCAGAGGCUCCAAAAGGAGCUUGAUGCUGCUAACACCGAUCUCCUUCGCUAUUCUCUUACUGAUAUCCCCCCACCUCCACCGCCGUCAUCUCUUCCUGUGCCACCGGGGAUGGUGUCAGUUCAGCAAAUGCCACAAAGACAGUUUAGUGGAAGUACUUAUUCUUCUUUUCCUUAUUCUCUUCCUUGGACUGAUAAUUCAUCAGAGGACAUGAGUGAGGGUGGAGGAGGAGGAAAUCAAUUGUGAAUUAAGUUUAGUAUAUAACCCAUCUAGGGUUUAUACAUUUUGAGAUAUGUUUUGCAAUUUUCUUAUGGCGUGAUGAUAUUAUAUAUGAAUCUAUUCUGGACUCUGGCUAUAAAUAUGUAGCCUUAAUUAUUGGACUCUUUUAUCUAGGUGAUUGAAGAUCUACCGUAUGGUUAAUAAAGUUUAUUUG